Messenger RNA from Peronospora matthiolae, 3306 nucleotides. The record is from the annotation of a GenBank genome assembly. NCBI's taxonomy places the organism in Eukaryota, Oomycota, Peronosporomycetes, Peronosporales, Peronosporaceae.
AUGGAGUUCGCCCCUGCUCGUGGAUUGGCUACUUCUACUACAGCUGCUGCUGCUGCUACUUCAGCAACUUUGGACGGAGCGGAUGCGCUCUCGUACACGGACGAGACAGACGAGACAGACGAGCAGGGCACUCAAGACGGGGGACCGCUGCCAGCGCGUCGCUUGCGGUCGAAAUCGUCUGCGCCCCACUCCGGUCUCAGCUUUGAGUCGUCGAAUCUCUUUCGCUUUGACAGCGCCAGCGACUUUUUCGCCCCUGUGAAGUACAGCGAAGGCGAGUUGACGGCUGCAUCGUCUCCAACGGAAAGUGGCGACGAGAGCUUUAGCAAAGACGCGGGUCUGCUGCUCAGUUCGAAUAGCGCGUCGGGCGUUGCGACUCCUUCAGCUGACGUUACUUCAGCUCCUACUCGUGCGACUUCAGAUGCUCAAGACCCUGGACUGUCGGUGUCAUUAGUGGACCAGAAAAGUAGCACGAAGGACGACAACGACGCGGACGUGGGUAUUCAAGAUACAGACCAGUCGAGAAACGGGACACGGACAAUGGACGGCCGAGUGCGCAAAGUGCGCUCGGAAAUGGACAUGCUGCCGCUCCCGGCUCUCGGUCGUCGGAAAAACAGCAUUGAGAUGUUCCUCUCGCAGUCGCCCAGUCAAGCGCUGGGUGGCGACUUUUUGAAGUUGAGUCUGAGUGACCGGCAGAGAAGUGAAGAAGCCAAUGAACGAGCAGCUAACGGGGAAAGUGGCGACGCGCACAGUCGACCAGAUGCGGCGUCGGGGGUCAAUCCUUAUGCAUCGGGUCAAUUUCAGCUCAAUCCGGUGCAAAAGAUGCCAAAUGGGUACACUACAACGGGUGGUCGGUAUCGCCACGGCCAGUUGCUGCCACCUGCGGCGUCGCAGCCACAGGAGCGCUAUCGAUCCAGUAGUCGCAGUGCGCCACCGACUUCGCUUUCGCUUUCGCGAUCGAAUACGGUGCCGGGGACCACGAGUAGCACUGCUGGUGUGGCCUACAGCUCGGCGUACGCGUUGAGUUCGCAAUUACCGUCGGAAGACUCCUGGUCAGGCAGCCAACAAGAGGACAGCAAUGCCCCGUACCAAGAACAGAUGCCAGAAUAUUACGACAAUGACCAAAUGGCGGCUUCGUAUGAGCAGCAGCAAUUUUGUCAGCAGCAGCAGCAACAGCAGCAACAACAACAGUACCGAUCACUACAGGCAGUCAACGUUGCGUACAACUAUGGUGGUACUCCGUCUCGGGCACAAAUGAAUCCAGCUCAAUGGAACCCGAUGGUUGUGGGACCGCAUCCUCCGCCUUCCGGUAUGUAUGACACCAGUGGGAACAUGUACGUGAUCCCGCGCUCGAGUUCUACGAGACACCCUUACGCUCAGAUGGGAUAUGGCUCUCAAAAGCAGAGUCCAAUGGGGAUGCGCGGCGGAACCAGCCGUGCACAAGGACGUAGCAUGUAUGGACGUAUAACGCCACCGCUUCCUGAUUCUUCCCCUCCCCAUUCACCUCGCAAGGGUAUGGUCAUGGGAGGAGGCAUGCAGUUGGGAAUGAAGCAGUGCAAGUUUUUUAUGCAAGGAUAUUGUCGGAUGGGCAGUAAGUGUAAGUUUGUGCAUCAAAGUGGUGCUUCGACUCCGGAGCACAUGGGUGGUGUUCACAACUUGAAUCGUCAAAAUGGGCCGAUGAUGUAUCAACAAAGCCGAAUGAUGAUGAUGUCACCUCCUCCGUCUCACAUGAUGCAGCAGCAGCAGCGCCAUCCAAUAAACGGUGACGAUUUUGGUAAUCAAGUGAAUGUUCCGUUUGGAGCGCGCCAGCAGUCUCGUUUGAGUUACCGUUCGGAAAAUGCCGCGGCUAGUAGUAUGAGUUUAGGACUGAUGGACGACAUUGUGAUGAGUGCGCCGAUAAUGAGCGGAUCGGCUACCGACUUGUCGAGCUUAAGUGCUGCUUUGAGUGUAGAAGACAUUCAAAACCGCGUGUUUGCUAUGUCAAAGGAUCAAAACGGCUGUCGGCUACUACAGGAGCAACUUGACUAUGAAGACCGUUCCGACUUGUGCGAGGUGAUUUACCAGGAGUCGCUUGAGCACCUCGCUGAGAUGAUGGUCGACCCUUUUGGCAAUUACCUUUUUCAGAAGCUGCUGGAGCGUGUGAACGAGAAGCAACGGCUUGUGAUUAUUCGCCGCGUCGGCUCAAAUCUUGUGGCUGCUGCUCUUAACCUGCACGGCACGAGAUCUGUGCAGAAGGUCGUGGAAGUGUGUGCGAUUUCGUCGGACGUGAUUGAAGAAAAGUGUGAUGAUGGAGAUGAUGAUGUUGACUUGAACGAUGGUGAGGGCCGUCGAGAGGUUAGUGAGCACCGUCGAGCGACAAGUCUAUCGGAUGUUAUUGUUGAGGCGCUGAAGGACGAUGCUGUACGUCUAUGCAUUGAUUCAAAUGGCAACCAUGUGAUCCAGCGUGCUUUGCAGUAUUUGAAGCCGGAGUACAAUCAGUUUGUGUUCGAUGCUGUAUGUAAGGAAUGCACGACGGUUGGAACACACCGUCAUGGAUGCUGCGUCCUGCAACGUUGUUUGGAUGCAGCCAACAAAGCGCAAAAGGCGGAAGUGAUUGAGCAGGUGGAACGACAGGCGAUGAAGUUGAUGCAGGAUCCGUAUGGCAACUACGUAGUACAGUACGUGCUUGACUCCUGUACGGCUGAAGAGGCUUUUGGGGUCAUAACGAAGCCAUUGGGUCACAUCUACGAGCUUUCGGUGCAGAAGUUUAGUUCGAAUGUGAUUGAGAAGUGUCUUGAAAAGGCUCCUGAGCGCGUGCGGCAAAAGUAUAUCGCCGAGAUCACAAGUUGUCCCAAGAUGAACAAGAUGUUGCAGGACCAGUUUGCCAACUACGUGGUUCAGCGUGCCCUGUGUGUGUGCGCCGAGGAGCAGUGUCUGCUACUGGUCAAGGCAAUUCGUCCGCAUUUGGCAGCCAUGAGGAACACGUCAGGUGGUCGUCGUAUCACGGCCCGUAUCCUCAAGCGAUUUCCGAACAUGGACAUCAGUAUGGAAAUGGGCAUGUCACCUACUGCCGAUGGUCUGUUUACUAAUGGCGUCAAUGGGAUGACGAUAGGUCAUUUGCCAUCUUCGUCGAUGGGGAACUACAUGCCGCAGCAACACUUGCAGUCUAGUCCGAUGUACAGCAUGCAAGGCGGUCAUAUGAGUGCUUUUCAUUACUAUCAGGGAGGCAGCCGUGGUAACCGCAUGCCUCCUCUGCACGGUAGUGACGGUAGCAUGCUGACGUUGACGGAUGUGGGUGGAAUGAGUGUGAACGGUACGAGUCGUGCGUAA